UGAACGCGCGGCCGAUGGAGUUUUACGCGGUGCGGUCGCUGGCGGAGCCGCCCGGCAGGUUGCUGAGUGAACACUGUGGCUCCCUCUUCCACUGCCGCCUGGAGGUCCCUCUACCCAAGCACCUGGUGAUUUUUGGCCUUGGGAACUGGGACGUGUACUCCAAGGACACCUUUUUCUCAGUCGAGGUCUCGGUGGGCCCUGAACUAAAACCCCAGAGAAUUGGAAUGCUUUCUUCAGCUGUGAGGUGCCUGGUGUGGCAGGGGGACUGGAGGACUGAACUGACAGCUGCUGCCAGCGAGCAGGUGGAACGAUCGGGUUGGCCCACACUGUGUCUGAUCCUCAGUGGACAGGUAUCAAAGACUGACUUUGUGAGCAGCACUCCGGUGUGCCGUGCUCAGUCUCACCAGGACCCGGACACCGUCCUGGCUGAUCUGAUGAAUGACGUCUCCCUGCUUUCCCCCAGCUUCCUUCCUGAUCCUGGCGUGACCUCUGCCCAGCAGGGUAGGAGCCUGGGUUUGGAUGUACCGAAGACCAACGGGGAGACUUGGUGUCCUCCAGGACCUUUCUUCACCCCACCGAAGGCCCCGGGCUCUUCCAACAGCCACCAUCAGGAGGAGGAGGAGGAGGAGGAGAUGACAGGACGUGAGUCGGAUGUGAAGAGGCUGUUGACCUGUCCCAGCCCUCGCUGGGAUCACACCUUGUGCCUCAGUGACCCGGACACGGCCAUUCUGAUCGGAGGAGAGGGACCUCAGAACCGCUACUGUAAGGACGGCCUGUGGAAGCUGGAGAUUGACAAUGGUGACAUAUUUUGGUUUCCCCUGGAAACGACCUCCACACUGACCAUCCCCAUCCCACAAUGUGUCCGCGGUCACUCGGCGACCUAUGACUCUGACGCCAACCGCAUUUACAUAUUUGGGGGGAAGAAAGAUGGCGAAUGUUUCAACAACGUCUACAUCCUGGACACCUUGACCUGGAAGUGGUCCUUUGUGAUUGGGAAGGGCAAGGUGCCGUCCCUGGCCUAUCACAGUGCAGCUGUCUUCCAGCGGGAGCUCUUUAUAUUUGGCGGGCUCCUCUUCUGGCCCCCCAAGGGCGGGCAGGUCUACAGCAACACCCUCUACAUCUUCAACCCCGAGCACGAGAUCUGGUACCAGCCCAUCGUGGUGGGUGAGAGGCCGCUCCCUCGCUGUGGUCACUCUGCCACCCUCCUGAGAGAUAAACUGAUCCUUUUCGGUGGGAAUCGGAGCCGCAUGUUCCUGAACGACCUUCACAUCUUGGAUCUCGGUUACAUGGAGUACAUUAACGUACAGAUUCCAGGUCCUCCUGCACCACGAUGUCGCCAUGCUGCUGUGCCUGUGAAUGAGAACAAAGUUCUGAUAAGCGGUGGAUACAAUCUGACUGGAGCCCUACAGGAUGUGUUCAUCUUCAACACUGACACCUACAGCUGGAGCAGUCUGUAUCACCACACUCUGUGCUCGGUACCAAGAGCAGGUCACAGCCUGGUGUAUCUGAGCUCGAGCCAGAGCAGCACGGGGACCUGCCUCAAACUCCUGGUCUUCGGAGGCUCGAACAGCACUGGGCAAUUCUACAAUGACACUGUUCAGGUCACUGUGGAGCUGAGUGAGGAAUGCCUGGAAAAUCCCCAUCCAUGAGAUCGUCAGCUUGUGACAUGUGAAGGUUAUGUCUGCGAGCUGGAGGUCCGAUGUCCAACCAGCAGAGCAGGGUCACAUUGUGUUGCUUGGCCUACUGCCCCUGUCUGACCAGCAGGGAGAAGUCAGCACUGCCUACAGGCUGUUCAAAGUUUCAUUUCCUU
Molecule: messenger RNA, 1810 nt
Organism: Pristis pectinata (smalltooth sawfish)
Lineage: Eukaryota; Metazoa; Chordata; Chondrichthyes; Rhinopristiformes; Pristidae
Exons: 14
Coding region: 15-1649 (544 amino acids)
Molecular function (GO): protein binding
Source: RefSeq, a predicted model, not a curated record